Molecule: messenger RNA, 882 nt
Organism: Drosophila serrata
Lineage: Eukaryota; Metazoa; Arthropoda; Insecta; Diptera; Drosophilidae
Product: chymotrypsin-like protease CTRL-1
Biological process (GO): proteolysis
Molecular function (GO): serine-type endopeptidase activity
Source: RefSeq, a predicted model, not a curated record
AUGUAUAUAAAAAUAAAUACGACAACUGUGCUAUCAGUUUACGCGAGUCUGGCGGUGAGCAGAGAUGAGGUUCUCGGCAAUUCAGAUUUUCGUGUCUUGGUGGGAUUGCUCAUCCGACAAGAGGCACUGGCUCAGUUCCUGGAGCCCAAUUGCGGUCUCACAGGCGUUGUGGACAGAAUAGUAGACGGCAUUAAUGCCAGGCAUGGCCAAUUUCCUUGGAUGGCUUACAUUUAUCAAAACGAAAAUGACUUCACUUGCGGUGGAUCACUCAUUCACAAACGAUUUGUUCUGACUGCUGCUCACUGUAUCGUCAAUGACGAAUAUCUCUCUGUGCGUUUGGGGGAGCACUUUACGGAAUCCAGGGCUGACAGCUCGAUAGUGUACAGAGUGACAAUGGCCGUAAGGAAUCGUCUUUACACCAAGGCUGAGCAUAUCAAUGACAUCGGGAUUCUGAGGCUCGAGCGAGAUGUUCAAUACAACGCAAACAUCAGGCCGGUCUGCAUCAUGACGGAUAGCCGGAGAGUACCAUAUGUUGGCUCCUACACGGCAUCGGGAUGGGGCAAAACGGCAAACAGUCGAACAUCUGCGGUGUUGCAAAUGAUAGAGUUGCAGGAUAUAGAUGAAAACAGGUGCUACGAUCACAUGGGACUUCAACUCGGUCCUGGACAGAUCUGUGCCGCCCAUCCUACUGGCGACACCUGCUUAGGUGAUUCGGGCGGUCCGUUGGUGCACUCGGUGAAUGUAGAUGGCACUCCACGGUAUGUCCAAUUCGGCAUCGUCAGCUACGGUGUAUCGGCGUGCAUAGGUCCGGGAGUCUAUACCCGGGUGCACUACUAUGUGGACUGGAUUCUCAGAGCUGUGCAAUAUGGCUUAACCCACUAA